Molecule: messenger RNA, 1266 nt
Organism: Neurospora hispaniola
Lineage: Eukaryota; Fungi; Ascomycota; Sordariomycetes; Sordariales; Sordariaceae
Product: phosphatidylserine decarboxylase-domain-containing protein
Exons: 5
Coding region: 1-1266 (421 amino acids)
Biological process (GO): phospholipid biosynthetic process
Molecular function (GO): phosphatidylserine decarboxylase activity
Source: RefSeq, a predicted model, not a curated record
AUGGGUCGCCAAGAAACAAUCCCAAUCAUUGCUACAGAAAAGUUGCAUCCUUCAGUGAACGCACUCUGGCAUCUUAUUGAAGACAACCGUGAAGUUCGUUUACUCUUCACCCAGAUGCUACAACAAAUCCCGAAUGGACCUCUUUACGACAAGAAUCCAACCGGUGGUCCACAAUUCCGCAACUGGAUGGGCCUUCUUUGCGCUUUCAACAACCAGCUCACACAAGGACCGGUAUGGCUUUACGAUACACCAGGCCAGCAGGGACUAACUGGCUUUCCUUUCAACGCCCUUUUGAACUGGUCCAUGUCAACCCCAGCAGGCCUCCUCGCCUUCCACCGUCCCGACGUCAACGCCCACUUUCACGAUAUCCUCACCGCCUACGGCAAAUUCCUCUCUUCCCCCGCCUCUGUUGCCGUUCUCAACUCCUCCGCGACCGGCUGGCUGAGCCCGACUGCCCUUGACGCCCUUGCGAAGACAGAUACCAGCGACGAUCCCCGUCCCCAGUUUCACGACCUCUUCGUCUCUAACCCGCUUCAUCCCACAUACGGCUUUUCGUCCUGGGACGCCUUCUUUACGCGCCGGUUCAGGCCGGGUAUUCGACCCCUCGCUUCCCCUUCCGAUGACGGCGUUAUAGUUAACGCUUGCGAAUCCACACCCAUGGCGCUAGAGCGUGGAGUCAAGCUGCAUGAUGAGUUCUGGAUUAAGGGGCAGCCGUAUAGCUUGACAGACAAAGAACUAGAACAAGCAAUGCGCUUCAAAGGCGGAACCAUCUACCAAGGCUUCCUGGGGGCACUAAGUUACCACCGCUGGCAUGCCCCUGUUUCUGGAGUAGUGGAGAAGGUUGAAAAGAUACAAGGGACUUACUUUGCUGGAUGUCCUGGAUUAGCGUCCCGCGAAGACUUACACGAUGGAGAGGAACGGGAGCUCGAUCCUUCAGCGCCGGAUCGAAGUCAGAGGUAUCUCUGCCAGGUGGGCACGAGGGCUUUGGUGUAUAUACGGGCGAAAGAAAGAAGGCUGGGGACGGUGGUGUUUGUAGCGGUGGGUAUGGCGGAGGUGAGUAGUUGUGAGGUUACGGUCAAGGAGGGGGAUUUGGUCGAAAAGGGGGAGGAGAUUGGUAUGUUCCAUUAUGGCGGCUCGACGCAUUGUCUUAUUUUCGAGCCAGGUGUGCGGUUGAAGUUCACGGAUGCAGUAGAGGAGGUUGAUAUCAAGAGACGGGGUCAUAAUUUGCAGGUCAAUGGAUAUCUGGCUGAGGUUGUAUCUAAUUGA